Molecule: messenger RNA, 1362 nt
Organism: Syzygium oleosum
Lineage: Eukaryota; Viridiplantae; Streptophyta; Magnoliopsida; Myrtales; Myrtaceae
Product: F-box protein 7
Exons: 11
Coding region: 67-1050 (327 amino acids)
Biological process (GO): SCF-dependent proteasomal ubiquitin-dependent protein catabolic process
Cellular component (GO): SCF ubiquitin ligase complex
Molecular function (GO): protein binding
Source: RefSeq, a predicted model, not a curated record
GAAGUUGGAUACGCCGAGCCUUCGAGUUUGGGAUCGGGACGACCGUCGACCUCUCCAAAUCCUGUCAUGGCUUCCGAUUUCGCGCCGCCGGUUCCGGCGGAGCUUGAAUCGGCUCUGCGGUUGAGGAGCAUGCGGUAUUUAGUUACCCAAAGGCCGUGGUUAGAUCUUUAUGGAAUAAAUGUCAGACCGGUUGCUCCAUUCGGAAGUGUGAGUAGGAAACCCUAUGUGGAUCCAGCCCUGAUCAACCGUUGCCUCCCCGAUGAGCUUCUCCAUGAGGUCUUCGCGCGAUUGGCUCCAUAUGACUUAGGAAGGGCUUCUUGUGUGUGUAGAAAAUGGAGGUACACCAUCCGGAACCCCAUAUUUUGGCGCAAUGCUUGCCUGAAGGCUUGGCAGGUUUCGGGAGUUGUGGAAAAUUACAAGACAUUGCAGAAAAAAUAUGAAGGCUCUUGGAGGAAGAUGUGGCUUUUAAGACCAAGGGUUCGUACUGAUGGUCUGUAUGUGAGUAGAAACACAUACAUUCGUACUGGAGUUGCUGAGUGGACAGUUACCAACCCAGUGCAUGUGGUCUGCUAUUUCCGGUACAUAAGAUUCUUUCCUUCGGGGAGGUUUCUUUACAAGAAUUCCUCUCAAAAAGUGAAAGACGUAGCAAAAUCCAUGAACUUUCGUGCGUCUAAAACGGAUUGUGUUUUCGGCGGCCACUACACAUUGUCUGAUGACAAGGUUGAAGCUGCUCUUUUGUAUCCAGGCAUGCGGCCUACAGUUUUAAGAAUCCGGCUAAGGUUGAGAGGAACAGCUGCAGGGGCCAACAACAGAAUGGAUAUGCUAUCCCUUGUUACCAGUGGAGUGAACAAUAAUGAGGUCAGGGGCGAUGACGAAGACAUCCUUGGAUUGGUUGAAGGGUGGCAGGAUGAUGAAACUCAUAAUCCAGAUGUCCCUGCCAUCUCACACAGGAGGGGUUUAACACCCUUCGUCUUUGUUCCGUUUGAAGAGGUGGAAAAAUCAGUUCUCAAUCUUCCGGUCGAUAAGAUGGAUUUCUUCGUACCUGGCUGACACUAAAACUGUGGUUCUUAUAGGCAUCUGGGGUUGUUUUGUGUUCCUGUAAAUAAUCCUGCUAGCAAGUCGGGCAUAUUCAUACAUCAUCCUCAAAUUUAUGUUCUUUCUUCUUUCUUUCCAUCAACCUUUGGCCACUGUAAGAUAAGAUAAGGUCUGUUGGUGUUGUCUGAUCAUGGAUUUCUUCUUUUUCCCCUGUUGGGGAUUUGGAGGCAAUUGUCAUAGUUUGUGUACAGCAGUUUGAAUUGAAAGAAUCUUCCAAAUAAUUGUGAGUGUUAUUAGUAUUUUAUUUAAUGCAUAAGGAAGGUUUGU